UUUUGACCGACUUGUCAGUCCUUUCACUGUGCACAAUCAUUCAGCUGAAUGAACAGCCUUGCACAGCCUACACAGGGCAUCGGCACUCUAUUUAUUCAGCCUAGUGUGGGUCAUAUUUACCUGGUGACAGCGACAAGGGAUUAAUAUCAUCUAGCAAUAACUGUGUCUCCGCAACGAAGCUGGACGAUCAUGCCCCCUAGAUAGCAGCCUUGUCCUCCUCUCACUCCCCCUCCCUGGCCUUUGGCCUAUUCCUCUACCUUCCUGGUCCAGUGCCACCACUACCACCUGUGUCACACCACAGCCACAAUGCCCCCUAGGAAGAGGACACGGCCGGGUUUGGGCUUCUUAUGCUGCUUUAGCAGCACUGAGCCCCCGGAGAUCAACUUGAAGGACAGCGUGCCCCUGCAGCUGCUGGAGUUCAGCGCCCCCAUGCCGCCUGCUGAGGAGCUGCAUGCGCGGUUCUCCGAACUGGUGGAUGAACUGGACCUGACGGAUAAGAACAGAGAGGCCAUGUUUGCCCUGGCCGAUGAGAAGAAAUGGCAAAUCUAUUGCAGCAAAAAGAAGGAGCAAGAGGACCCCAACAAGCUGGCCACCAGCUGGCCUGACUACUAUAUUGACCGCAUCAACUCCAUGGCUGCCAUGCAGACCCUGUUUGCCUUUGAUGAGGAGGAAAUGGAAAUGAGGAACAAGGUGGUGGAAGAUCUGAAGACAGCACUUCGGACUCAGCCAAUGAGGUUUGUAACACGCUUUAUUGAGCUGGAUGGCCUCACCUGCCUCCUCAACUUUCUGCGCAGCAUGGACUAUGAGACGUCAGAGAGCCGCGUCCACACCUCUGUCAUCGGUUGUAUCAAGGCCCUGAUGAACAACUCUCAGGGCCGUGCUCACGUCCUGGCUCACCCGCAGAGCAUCAACACUAUCUCACAGAGCCUGCGGACAGAGAACAUAAAGACCAAAGUGGCAGUGCUGGAGAUUCUCGGAGCAGUGUGCCUGGUGCCUGAUGGACACAAAAAGGUGCUGCAGGCCAUGGUACAUUAUCAGAAAUAUGCUGCUGAGAGGACUCGGUUCCAGACACUGCUGAAUGAACUGGACAGGAGUAUGGGCCACUACAGAGACGAGGUCAACUUGAAGACAGCCAUCAUGUCCUUCAUCAAUGCUGUGCUCAACGCUGGAGCUGGCGAGGACAACCUGGAGUUCCGUCUCCACCUAAGGUACGAAUUCUUGAUGUUAGGCAUCCAGCCAGUGAUCGACAAGCUCCGACAGCAUGAAAACGCCACUUUGGAUAGGCAUUUGGACUUCUUUGAGAUGGUGCGGAAUGAGGAUGAUUCAGAGCUAGCCAAAAGAUUCGAUAUGACCCAUAUAGAUACUAAGAGUGCCGGUACCAUGUUUGAGCUGCUCAAGAAGAAGCUGAGCCACACGGACGCAUACCCCCACCUCCUUUCCAUCCUCCAACACUGUCUGCAGCUGCCCUAUAAACGUGGUAGUGGCAGCAGCAUGCAUCAUUGGCAGCUUUUAGACCGGGUCCUUCAGCAGAUAGUCCUACAGGACGACAAGGGAGAGGACCCUGACAUCUCCCCUCUGGACAGCUUCAGUGUUAAGAACAUCAUUCGCUUGUUGGUCAAUGAGAAUGAGGUGAAACAGUGGCGAGACCAGGCAGAGAAGUUCCGGAGAGAUCAUGCAGAGCUGCUAGGUAAACUAGAGAGGAAGGAGCGGGAGUGUGACACCAAGACCCAGGAAAAGGAGGAGAUGAUGAAGACUCUGAACAAGAUGAAGGACAAGCUACAGCGUGAGGGUGUGGAGCUGCGUUCAGCCAGGGACCAAGUCCUGGACCUUUCAUCGCGGAUCAAUGACAUAGCUGGUGGCAGUAUGUCUUUCCCUCCCCCUCCUCCCCCUCCUGGUGGCCCAGUGGGUCCUCCUCCACCACCUAUGAUGGGUGGCUUCCCUCCACCACCACCUCCACUACCUUUCAGCUGCCCGCCUCCUCCGCCACCUCCCCCACCACCUGGAGCCCCGCCUCCUCCACCAGGAGCCCCUCCCAUUUUUGGAGCUCUGCCCCCUUCUAUUCCCUCUUCCUUCAUCUCCACGACCACUAUACGUUCUAAGUCCAUCCCCCAGCCUUCUCAUCCCCUGAAGUCUUUCAACUGGGCCAAACUCGGAGCGAAUGUGAUCAAUGGCACCAUCUGGAGUGACAUAGAUGACCUUAGAGCUUUCAAGGUUCUUGACCUCAAGGAUAUAGAGAAGAUGUUUUCAGCCUAUCAGAGACAACAGGACCUGCUCACUAACCAAUCCUUCAAACAGAAAGAGACGGGCUCUAUCGAUGACAUAUAUGUCAGCACUCGGAAGGUCAAAGAACUAUCGGUCAUUGAUGGUAGACGUGCACAGAACUGUGUCAUCCUGCUUUCAAAGUUGAAAAUGAGCAAUGAAGAGAUCAAGAGGGCGAUCCUAGAGAUGGAUGAGAGAGAAGAGCUAGCCAAAGAUAUGCUGGAGCAGCUGCUGAAGUUCGUCCCAGAGAAAAGUGACAUUGAUCUGCUGGAGGAACACAAACAUGAGUUGGAGCGCAUGGCCCGGGCUGAUCGCUUCCUCUUUGAAAUGAGCAGAAUUGACCACUACCAACAGAGACUGCAGUCUCUGUUCUUUAAGAAGAAGUUUGCAGAGCGUCUAGCUGAAACCAAGCCUAAAGUUGAAGCCAUCUUGAAUGCAUCCAAGGAGGUGGUUCGGAGCAAGCGCCUGACUCAGAUCCUGGAGGUGGUGCUGGCCUUUGGUAACUUCAUGAACAAGGGCCAGAGAGGCAACGCCUACGGCUUCAAGGUCUCCAGCCUCAACAAGAUUGCUGACACGAAGUCCAGCAUAGACAGGAACAUCACCAUGUUGCACUACUUGAUCAUGAUCUUUGAGAAGAACUACCCAGACACACUGCAUAUCCAUGAAGACCUCAGCAGUUUACCAGAGGCUGCCAAAGUCAAUUUGGCUGAGUUGGAAAAAGAGGUGCACAGUAUCAAAAGUGGACUGAAGGCUCUUGAGGCGGAGCUGCACUACCAGCAGAGCAGGACCAGGGAACGUGGGGAUAAGUUUGUGGCUGUGAUCAGUGACUUCAUCACGGUGGCUGGCUUCAGCUUCUCUGAACUGGAGGACCAGCUGAGUGAAGCCAAGGACAAGUUUGCCAAAUCUCUGAAGCAUUUUGGGGAGGAAGAAGGGAGGAUGCAGCCUGAUGAGUUCUUUGGAAUCUUCGACACCUUCGUACAGUCAUUCAGUGAAGCACGGCAAGACCUGGAGAACAUGCAGCGGCGCAAAGACGAGGAGGAGAGGAGGGCACGAAUGGAAGCCAUGCUCAAGGAGCAGAGGGAGCGGGAACGGCGUGCCAAGAAAAGCGGAGCCUCAGAGGAGGUCGGCGGGGAGUUUGACGACCUGGUCUCAGCGUUGCGUUCCGGCGAGGUCUUUGACAAAGACCUAGGCAAGUUCAAGCGUAACCGCAAGCGCUCUGUCAACCAGCUGGUGGAUGGCGGUGGCCGUGAACGAGCCAUCAGCAAGGUCGACUAUUAGACUGGGAAAAGGAGAGGAAAACACACUAGACGCAUCAUUUCCGCCAUGGUGUAGAUCUCUUAACACCUUUAGUCCAGGUUCUCAAAGUGUGACCACUGGCAUUGGAGAGGAUGUAAAUAAUGGCUGGACUGGAUGUGUGACUAUGGACAGCAAGGCCAUUUUGAAGGAUGCAACACUCUCCUCUGAUUGGUCUUGUAAAGCUAUUUCCAACCUCUUUGUCCUGGACAUUGUGUGAUUUCCUGAGCAUGGACAUGGAGUUGGGAUGUAUGGAUAGACAGACCACUGUGACACCUUAUCCCAUGUCUUUUGAUCAUGUCCUUUUAGCACUGUGCUCAAGCUUCUCACUGUCUUUCACCUUGUUUCUCACUGUUCUUCUUACCCCACAAACCCUUUGGUGUUCCCCAGUAAGUUCUUUGGUGCUGGAGCAGGCCCAACAUUUUGCUACCAAGCUCUUAAACACACAGGACAUUGAUCACCCAGUCACACUGUACAUAGACACGAGGGCAAGAGAAAGGACUGGGGAAAGGACUAUGAAGCUCCUCCAGGUGGAUUUAAAACAACAGGUUGACGGGGGAACUAAGUCAAAACCUCGACACUGAUGGUUGCUUCAGGCGUCCCCCAGAAAAGAGUUUUCAGCCGGAAUGGAUCAACUUUCAUAAGCAGAUAAGGACACCGAGUCAACAAGUCCCAGAAUGCUUUGUAGGCAUCUGAAAGCAUGUAGAACGACAUACAACAGGGAUGAUGGCUUCACCCCGUGGCCUCCUCCAACACACAGCAUUCCCAGGCAGGAUGCAUCCCAGGCUGCAGUUUCACACGAUACAGCUCAAAAAACCCGUAACAACUUCUCAGCUUGCUCCACCUGACAAAAUGACUGCACCACAAGGGUCGAGCCCCACCUGCACUCUUUAAGGAUUUCAACAUUGUUUUGGCAUUAACCAGUGCCAAAGCAGAGAAACAAACAAAUGUAAAUGUAUUAAUACAAAAAAUACUGCAAUUAGGCCUUGAUAUAUAUUUAUAUUUAGAUGCAGAUGAGCUAAUUGCAAAGAUGUAGAGGUUUUUAUGUUUUCAUGGCAUUUUGGGGUUUUGUACAUACAAUGAAUGGUUGGUUGCAAGUUCACAUCGAUGUUGAAGUGAAUUCCUAUACAUUUUGCGCUUUAGGUAGAGAAAAAAGUUAAUUGCUUGUCCUUUUACAUCUGUCUUUGUUUGCACUGUAGCUUUUCUGAAAACUUUACACUCAUUGGUUUCCACAAGCCAACCUACACUGUCCUCUGGAAAAAGUCCUCUCUGUACUUCCAUGACUUUUAUUUGUAACAGAGAUAAUGAAGGAAUGCCAUAUAUGAAUUUACAAUUAAAGGCACCAUCUGCAAUUAGUUAGUGCUUUCCCCCCGCUCAGCCAUCAGUCUGCAUGAUUCACAUCAGGUUGUGGAUGGUGUACUCUGCUCCAUCAGCUGCAAUAAAAUGCCACAUGGACUCUCAGUAGGGGCCAAAAGGAUGCUGCAUCACUGUGUCUUUAACAACUCUCAUCCACACUACAUCUAGGAUCUGUUUCACUGGUGCUACAACAUGUGGUCUCUGGCCAGAGCCAGAGGACUUUACCCUCACCUCAGGUUAAACUAGUGCUUGGUGACUCUGUUAUCCAGGUUCAUCAUGCAGUACCUCUGUGUCUGUUUUAGACCACGCCAUGUGAAGAGGCUGUUAUUGCAAAAUCGGAGCGCAACAAAUUUCUUAUAGCAGCUUGAUGUGAAUGUUUAGGGUUCAUUAAUGGUGCACACUGACAGGAGGAUGAUAAGAAGAACAGCUUGAGAAGUAGUCGUAGAAAAUCCUUAAACAACCCUUAUGUCCAUCUUUCCUUCCAACUUAUGACUAGAACCUUUUUCUAUGACCUCUUCAUUACCACAACAGUCAGGCCCCCAUAUUAUAGCCAACUUAGGUCAUUUCCUUUGAGUAUACACAAUAUAUAUUGUUUUUAAUUUAUAUGUGCUUUUGUAAGACUUUACCAAUAGAUAUGACAAAGGUUGGGAUCUAUGUGGUUGUCUUACUAAAACAAAGAUCUUGUUGAAGGUGGACAAGCUCUGAUCCUGGGCUGAGCACUCGGCUGCUCUCGGUGUGUUGGAAAAUAAGGAGGGUGAUGGGUUUACACUCCACUUUGAGACAUGAAAUGGAAAAGGGGGCUCCAUGUCUGCCUAAAACUGUAUUUUCCUCAUAGGCUGUUAACAAUAACAGUAAACCAGAGGAUUGAUAUUACAGGCCUUUUCCUCAUUCCCCAAAUCUCAGAGUAGCACUUGGCAAGACAUUUCCAAAUGAAUAUUGUAAUUGAACAUCUGUGUGAAUUUGUAGUGUUUCCGAAUGAACUGAUGGACCCACCAAUUAACACAAGCUACAACCACUAGAGACGGAGAAGCUACAGCUGACAAAGACUCUAUAUAUGUAUUAGUAUCUCUGUUCUCAAACAUGUUUUAAUUGACAUAUUUAAGUGCCUCUGACCCAGUUUUCUAUAUGUACAGUACCAUUCCUAUUGUUGCAUUGUAGUGCUUGUGGCUUUACAAACAAUGUACAAUAUUUGCUUGUAAAAUGCAGCUCACAGUUGGAAUGAGACUGACUGGAGCCAUCUUGUGGCUUCAGAUAGUUCACUUUGAGUUGCAGCAUCCUAAGCAGUUCAAAGCAGUUCCCCAAUGUUGUUGACAUGAUGAGGCAUUUGACCCUAACUCCAGGCACAGUGAGUCACCACUGUCUCCUAAAUAACAGGUUUACCUGACGUGUUACCUAUGCACACAUGUCCCGCUGCCUUUUCUCCAAAAGCUUCAGUUUACCCAUAAUCCGCUCAUCCUAUCAGAAUGUGUAGUGCUUUAGUGCUUCCUCUAACUGAAGCAAAGAUGAGGUGAUCGCAAAGAUGAUGCGAGACGGUGCAGAUAGGAUCUUUAAGCUGUUGAGAUUACCCAGUAAAGCAAAGAGACACUGAAAAAUCAGUGAAAUCCUUUAAGUCCUAAGAGAAACAGUACAUGAUUGCCUAUUGUUUAACCAGCAUCUCAUGUAUAUUUGAGCUAUUCUGUUUUCUAACCUCUCCUCCUUUGUCUUUUGAGUUAGCCAGGGUUAUUAGUGUAUCAGACUUUGGCAGAGCCUUUAAACUCUUAGCUUUAACCUUAAUGUAGUGCAGACUGUUAACUGAGGGGAACUGCAACUUUUGCCAGUAUUAUUACAUGUUUGCAUUGUUUCUUGUUUGGUUGUUUAUUUGGCCAUUGACUUGGCUGAUCUUUGGAGUGUAAAGAUGGAAAUCAGAGGAGUGAAAUUAGUAGCUUGUUCAAUGCACUUUUAUUGUGGGACUUUUCCAUUUGCAAAGUUGCAGCACCAUGUUAAGGGUUCAGAUCCCUCUGAAAUGAGAAGGGUGUAAUGAAAGAGCGGUGCAACAGAACAUGGUGUGUAGAAGAGAGACAAAGGGAAAGUGAGGUCUGGGAGUCUGGCUGGGCCGUUGGAAAUGCAUUAUAACAUCACAGUUAUAACGGUCUGUUGAAUGGCAGAGAUGGGACAAACAUGAGGUGACACAAAGUUUUGAAGCCUCAACUGUCUGUCACCUUGGUGUAUUAAAAAAAAUUAAAAGGGAGUGGGAUGUUCUUCCUUUGACACCACCACAUUUGUCAGAUCUUGCACUUGGCAUCGACCUGCAUGCCUAAAUAAGGGUGCACAGAGUGUGAUGUGCUGACUUAAACAUGUAAGAGAAAAUUGCUUGCAAUAUGGAGCGCCCCUGUUACACAUUUUGUUACUGCCUGAGAAAAGUUGCAGCCAGUUACAGAGGUUGUAUCGUUGUGAGGAGUCAGUAUUUUUAUGGUUGGAAAAAAGUAUCCUCCACAAAAAAAAUGUACAGUCAGGGGAAAAAAGCGUUUUGUACACCGUUCAUGUUGUUUGAGAUGAGAUUAAAGAAAAGAUGAAAACAUUGAGGAAUGUUCCAUUUUCCUGUAAAUUGUACCUCUAUUUAUUUGCCUUUAGUUUGCUAUAUUUUGUAUGUACACACAGCAUUACAACAAAAUGUUAUAUUAAAAAUAUGAAUAAUUAAACUGUGGUCUGAGUAUGAUGGAUAGUCCGGAGACUUUAGUUUUUUAAUUUCUUAUUUUUUUCUUCUGUAUUUUUUUCUUCCCCUGUGUCUUUUGUAG
Messenger RNA from Monopterus albus (swamp eel), 7682 nucleotides. It is a transcript of the gene daam2, whose product is annotated as dishevelled associated activator of morphogenesis 2. The record is from RefSeq and is a predicted model, not a curated record. Gene Ontology annotation, molecular function: actin binding; small GTPase binding. NCBI's taxonomy places the organism in Eukaryota, Metazoa, Chordata, Actinopteri, Synbranchiformes, Synbranchidae. The coding region runs from base 307 to 3537 and encodes 1076 amino acids. Gene Ontology annotation, biological process: actin cytoskeleton organization; positive regulation of canonical Wnt signaling pathway; negative regulation of oligodendrocyte differentiation. The transcript is spliced from 26 exons.